UAUUAGUGCCCGAUACAUCGGUCAAAUUUAAUGUAAUUAAAGCAAUAAAUCAAGGGAAAACGAAAAAAGAUGAGACAUAUAUUUGAAGAAAUGGAGCAAUACUUUAUGAGAACAAACAGCGACAGUUAUAGUAAAUGUCGCAGUAAAACUGUGAAUGCUGGUUGUUCAGAAUUUCAGGAUAGUGUUGACGAGUUCAUAAGCCGGCAUAGCGUGAAGAAUGGAGUCAUAUUUACUGACAAUAUACAGAAACUGCCGCGAGAUCUAUAUUCAAGUAUUAUAAAUGUAAACAAAAAUGAUAGUCAAUCCAAGUACAAGAUCAAUAAUAUCGAUACAGAAAUGUUUGUAUCUAAAAUAAUAAAAUACAACAGAAGACUAGACAAAGUUAUAGUAAAACUUAUGAAAGCAUUGAAAACUGAAAGAGAGCAAACUGAUUUAAAACGCAUAAUCAAAAUAUUGCAAGAAAAACAUAAACACAACGUCAUGUAUCUAGCAAAAGAUUCGUAUAAGAAGUUAUUGAAAUCGGAGGAGAGUUUUGUUGAGAAACGUAAACUUCUGUUGAAACCUUCCACUGACCUCAGCUGCUCGAUGGACCACAGAUAUGUGCAAAGUGAAAACAUGAUCGGUUACAUAAAAGAAAUCAAGAGACAGAACUCUUACUGUACUAAUGAUAUCUAUUGUCCUAGAUCUUCAUGUACGAACACCAUCAACUUACAUAGAGACGAUGGACAAACCAAUUUAUAUUCGUCUAUGAACUCGAUGACAUUGAGGAAUUUGAAUAGUGAAAACUUUACAUUGUUCCCAACGAUCAGAGUUCCAUUUGAGAAAAAGUAUUCUAAACUAAAAUUUUCUUUAUCAAAAGAAGAUUCAAAACCUCCAGAAAGAGAUAGAAAUGUAAACCGUAGUGUAUCGCUACAAAAACCUCUAGCUAGACAAAUUGAAAGAUUAGAGAAAGUAAAAAAGAAAAGUUUAACCAACACUUCUUUAAAAGUAGAAACUAAGAUUGACGAUUUAGUUAAAAAUAUAAAUUUACUGAUUGAAGAAAUUCAAAGGCAGAAAUCAUACAAAAUAGACAAAAAAACAGAAACUGUAAAUGAAUAUAAAGAGAAUUCAAAUAACGUGGUGAACUGUUUAAGAAAGAAUAUUGUGAAUGUAGGACAAAAUCAAGACGUUUCUGUAAACACGGAUGUAUCAAUAGUUUGUGCUAGAUCACCUCGAACUGAGUCACGUUUCGACUUGGCCAAAUUAAGAGAUAAAUUCAGAAGUAGUAUAAUUGGUACAAAGAGUAGUACUAAAAUGAACACGCAAGUACAAGCAGUGAAGCGAACGUCAUCCAUAGGUAUACUGGCCACAGUGGCGACAUCUGACAAAUCAGUACAUGUUAACAGGCCAAUAAUAAUUCGGGUAAAGGAUACGCCGGAAACUACAAUGAAUGAAGAAAAUUCUCUUAGUUCAGAUGAAGAGAAUAUGACAGCGUUAGUAAAAGGAACAAACACUGACCCGCUCGGCGUGAUUGCAUUGCUAACUGUGUCUGCAGAGACCAUCAGACAGCUAAUUUCCAAUGUGCCCAGUAUCAACUACUAUUCCUACCUACCAUUCUUCCAAAACUCGAAUUAUUUAGACAAAAGGGAGCUGCAAUUUGUCUGUGACAUAUGUGGAGGUGCAUUCAAUAAUGCAUCGGCUCUAAAUGAUCAUAUUAAAAGUCAUCACUUGGGUUUUGCAAGGAAUUGCGGCGUGUGCCAGCAUGUGCUGAACUCUGAGCAGCUGCGCGGCAGCGAUCUAUUCAAAUGUCGCUACUGCGGGCUGCGCUUCACGCGGGCCUACUGCUGCGAGCUGCACCAGCAGAGCUGCGCCAGGCGCUACGGCUUGCAGGACUCAGCCUCCAGCUUCUUCCAGCUAGCGUAGAAUUAUGCUUGUUUUUAAAAAUGUGCUAUUUCAUAAUUGUUCUUGUAAUUUGAACGCGUCAAAUGUUUAAAUAUUUAAUUUUUGAAUACGAUAUCUUAUUUAUUGUUUCGUCUAAUAAAAGUACGUUUGAAAAUA
Molecule: messenger RNA, 2037 nt
Organism: Papilio polytes (common Mormon)
Lineage: Eukaryota; Metazoa; Arthropoda; Insecta; Lepidoptera; Papilionidae
Exons: 3
Coding region: 70-1902 (610 amino acids)
Source: RefSeq, a predicted model, not a curated record